UUGUCUAUAAAAGCUCCCAAUUUCUUUGAAUUAUAAGCAACCAGCACAAAAGUACACCCUAUUAGAAGGCCUUGUCUCGUGAUCAGAGGGUGGAAACAAUGGCCAGUGAACCCCAUAACGAGAAGACCAUGCGCAACCCUGAAGACGAUGAAAGCCCAGCAGUAAAGCAAGAAGAAGAUUUCAGCUACAACCUCGAAAGAUCGGGCACAAAACCCAAGAAGGAUAUGUUGCUGAAGGAGGAUAAAGACAUUAAUGGCGGAACCCAAGAUUGUGACUCUUCAAAAAGGAUCGCAACUGAAGAUCAGGCCAAGACAUCUGAUUAUACAGCCCCAAAAAUUAAAACACCUUUGUCGAUUUAUAGACCAGGUGAAAACAGUACUUCGACCUUCCCCAACAACAAUCCAUCAAAAAUGGCACCGGAUCAAGAGAAAGAUCUGUCGUCAAAAGAGAAGAAAAGAGGUGGUAGAAGUACUGAUCCAUAUUCUGAGCCUUCAAAAAAUGUCGUGGACAGCGUUGCACGGACAAGUUCUCCACUAAUUGAAAAGGAGAAGAAAGAGGUUGAUUCAAAAAAUACAGCAAUGAUCUCAUCAAGCGAACCUCAGUAUUCUCAAGGUGACAACCGUGUUCUGCGAAAAACUCCAUCGAAAGAAAAAGAGAAUAAAGUACUGUACGUAGAGGCCGAUCCGUAUGCAGCCGAAAAAAAUAUAGGGGUGCCAUACUCUAGUAAUGCAGAUCGAGGGAAUGAUACAUCACGAGCUACUGAUGGAUCGUAUGCAAAGAAAAAGGAAAAUAAAGGAAGCUUCUGUCCCUGCUGCUCCAUAUUAUAAGUCAAGAUCUGCAUGCGAAUCUAGGGGUCUGUGGAUCAUGUGGCCAAGCUAGCUGUUGCGGGAGGAGGCAAGCUGUGGGUUUUGACUACUGCAUGCAGAGGCAAUGUCAUUAUUAAGUCGUGGUGUUUUAUGGAACAUAAAAUGUAAAGAGCAGAGUGCAAAUCCGGAGGCAAGACAUCCCCAGAUUCAGUUUCUGCUCCUUAUUUCAUAAUCUCAUCGAUAAUGAUUCUAAUUAGUUCGAUUGGAAUUUGAUCAGGGUGCUUGUUUUU
Molecule: messenger RNA, 1096 nt
Organism: Juglans regia (Persian walnut)
Lineage: Eukaryota; Viridiplantae; Streptophyta; Magnoliopsida; Fagales; Juglandaceae
Exons: 6
Coding region: 99-827 (242 amino acids)
Source: RefSeq, a predicted model, not a curated record